AUGAGACUGGAAGGCAAGGUCGCGCUCAUCAGCGGCGGGGCGAGAGGAAUGGGGGCCACGGAGGCAAGGAUGUUCGCGCAGGAGGGAGCGAAGGUCAUUAUUGGCGACGUCCUGGAUGAGGAAGGUCGACAGACUGAGGCAGCCAUCAAUGAGAGCGGCGGAGAGUGCGUGUUCGUGAGGUUGGACGUGACCGACGAAUCCGCUUGGGAAUCGGCAGUCGAAACGGCGGUGAGCCGCUUUGGCAAGCUGGACAUCCUAGUGAACAACGCUGGCAUCGGCAUCGUGAACAACGUGGAAGACACUAGCGGCGACGAGUGGGACCGGGUGAUGGACAUCAAUGCCAAGGGGGUCUUCCUGGGAACAAAGGCGGCCAUACCGGCGAUGCGGGAUGCGGGCGGCGGCUCGAUCGUCAACAUCUCAUCCAUCGCAGGGAUCGUGGGCGGUCGAACCUCCUCCUAUGCCGCCAGCAAAGGCGCCGUUCGGCUGCUCACCAAGUCCACGGCCAUCCAGUAUGCCCGCGAAGGCAUCCGCUGCAACUCGGUGCACCCUGGAGUCAUCGAUACGCCGAUGACGCAGCCCAUGAUGCUGAACAGCGCAGCCGGUCGCGAAGAGAACGCGGCCCGGCACCCCAUGAAUCGCAUCGGCCAGCCGGAGGACAUUGCCUUCGGCGUCCUGUUCCUGGCGUCGGACGAGGCGUCGUUCAUGACCGGCAGCGAGCUGGUGAUUGACGGCGGUCUUACCGCGCAGUAG
Molecule: messenger RNA, 750 nt
Organism: Geodia barretti
Lineage: Eukaryota; Metazoa; Porifera; Demospongiae; Tetractinellida; Geodiidae
Source: the annotation of a GenBank genome assembly